AUGAAAUUAUCACGUCAUAAAUUCGUUCGUCGAUUAUUAAAUUAUUAUCGAACACAUUUUCAUAUCGAUAUACCUUUUAUCAUCUUAAUCGAUGGAACAUUUGCUUUCGAAGCACUUCAAUGGAAAAUACAAAUCGAUGAACAAUUGAAAGCAUAUUUAGAAACUGAUCAGAUCAAAUGUUCAACAACACUUUGUGCAAUCAGAGAAACAGAAUUAUUAGGUAAAAUCGCAUUUGGUGCGAUGUUAAUCUUAAAACAAUAUGAAAUCAUUCGAUGUGAUCAUCAUCCAGCAAUUUCCGCUGAAAAAUGUUUUCAACAUGUGUUAAGAAAAGAUUCAACAAAACAAUAUUUUCUCGCUUCACAAUCAUCAUCCUUACGUGAAUAUAGUCGUGAACAUCGUCCAGAUUUACCAACAAUGUUAAUUACACACAAUGCAAUCAAUUUAGAACGUCCAUCAUUGUUGAGUCAUUCAAUAGUCGAUGAAAAUAAGAAGAAACGAUUAAAAAUUAGUAAACAUGAAUCAAAUGUUUUGAAAAAGAUCAAAGAAGAACUUCAUCUUGAUGAAGACAAAAAUGUAAUUCUAAAGAAGAAAAAGAAGAAAACUGGUGUGAAUCCUUUGUCGAAUAAAAAGAAGACGAAAAAAUCUUUAAAAACUCAAGCAGUUAAUGGCAAACGAAAACGACGUCGUACACGACAAAUCCGAAUGUCUUCACAUUUAAAAGAACAUUUAAAAGAAUUACAAAAAACUUUUUCAAUUAAAGAUUUUUUUCAACAAAAAACUUUCUUUUAG
Adineta ricciae is the source of this 789-nucleotide messenger RNA. The record is from the annotation of a GenBank genome assembly. NCBI's taxonomy places the organism in Eukaryota, Metazoa, Rotifera, Eurotatoria, Adinetida, Adinetidae.